Molecule: messenger RNA, 1087 nt
Organism: Salvia miltiorrhiza (redroot sage)
Lineage: Eukaryota; Viridiplantae; Streptophyta; Magnoliopsida; Lamiales; Lamiaceae
Product: protein RGF1 INDUCIBLE TRANSCRIPTION FACTOR 1-like
Exons: 3
Coding region: 272-880 (202 amino acids)
Molecular function (GO): zinc ion binding
Source: RefSeq, a predicted model, not a curated record
AUUGAGAGAUUAAUUUGUAGCUAGCUAGGUCCAAACCUCCUUUGCAAUAGUAUAAUUUUCUCCGGGGCAAUUUCUCCGAAUAUAUAUAUAUAUAUCACAAAAUACAUGCUAUAUUAAUUAAAAGCGCAUAACUAAUAUAAGAAAUUAAUAUAUAUGUGGGUUGAUGUAAUAAAGAAAAUGUUAUUCACAUGUGUUAUAGAUACAUGAUUUGGAGUGAGGUGAAAUAGUUGUGGAAUUGAGAGAGGUUGUAUCUCUCUUUCUCUCUCUCUCUAUGAGAGAAAUGCGGGUGCCUCCAUGGCUGGAAAGACUGCUAAAAACAGCAUUCUUCAACAUCUGCCGCACUCACGGCGACGGCAGCCGCAGCGAAUGCAAUAUGUACUGCUUAGACUGCAAUGCCGGCGCCUUCUGCUUCUACUGCCGAUCAUCUAAGCACAGAGAUCAUCAAGUUAUUCAGAUAAGGAGAUCAUCGUAUCACGAUGUGGUGCGUGUGUCGGAGAUUGAGAAGGUUGUGGACAUAAGUGGGGUGCAGACUUAUGUAAUAAACAGCGCGAGGGUUUUGUUUCUUAACCAGAGGCCUCUGCCGAGGGGUGUCAAAGCCGUCUCACAAGUCUGCCAAAUUUGUAGGAGAACCCUUUUGGACAGCUUCCGUUUCUGUUCUUUGGCUUGCAAGCUUGUAGGAAUAAAGAGGAACGGGGAUGCAAGCCUUUGGUUAGGUGCAAAUAAUGAGGUAGAUUUGCAAAAGGAUGGAGGGAUUUCAAUGGAAGAGAAAGAAUUGUGUGAAGGAUCACAACAAGAAAUCUACACAACCACACCUCCACCUCAUCAUCAUCAUUCAAGAAGAAGAAAAGGCAUCCCUCAAAGAGCACCUUUUGGCUCUUGAUAAAUUAAUUCUUUCUAUUUAUUUCAUUUUCAUUUUUUUCUACUCCUAGACUACUUUUUAAAGCCCAUAACUCCGACAUCAUUUGUCCCCACGAAAAAUAAAUUAAUUAUAGCAUCACAUUUGAAUUCUUUUUUUUUUUUUACUGUAACCGGUGUUUCAUCUUGUAUCUCAUUAUGUCUAUCAAUGAAUAAUCUAGGAGUGUAUAUA